AUGGCUCCGCGAAAACUCAAAAUUUUAUCAGUAGCAGAUAAACUGGAACUCAUUCGGGAAGUAGAGAAAGGCGAAAAAAGUAAAAGCCUCAUCGCUAUCCAGUUCGGAAUUCCUAAAUCUACCCUGUCAACCAUCAUCAAAAACAAAAUGAAAAUCAUCGCUUCCACUGCAGAAGGAAAAUCAGUACACCGGUACCGUCAAAAAUUGCCUCAGCACUCAGAUGUUGAAAAAUGUUUGAUAAAGUGGUUCCAGGAAACGCGCAAAAACAAUAUUCCAGUAAAUGGACCACUUCUUCAACAGAAAGCGAAGGAAUUCGCAUCUUCCCUAGGCCACGAAUUUGCAGCGAGUAGUGGUUGGCUAUCCAAUUUUAAAAAAAGGUACGGAAUUGCUGGAAGAACCUUGUCAGGCGAAAGUGCUAGCGUUAAUGAAGACACUUGUGCUGAAUGGCUAGCUCAUCUAUCGGAUUUAUUGGAAACGUACACAUCCGAUGAGAUCUACAACGCAGACGAAACCGGGCUGUUUUACAGAUGUUCACCCAACAAAACAUUAGAUUUCAAAAACACAGAUUGUCAUGGUGGUAAGGAAAGUAAAGAACGUUUAACUGUUUUGCUUGCUGUUAAUAUGAGCGGUUCAGUGAAACAUGUACCAUGCGUUAUAGGCAAAUCGCUGAAGCCCCGUUGUUUCAAAAAUGUUAAAACCUUUCCUACAGAGUAUACUGCGAAUUCUAGAGCAUGGAUGACUGGAAUUAUUUUUAGAGAAUGGUUGCAAAAGUGGGAUAACGAGUUGACAAAAAAAAAGAAGAGGGCUCUUCUCUUCAUAGACAAUUGUCCAGCUCAUAAUCCCUUGCCUGUUCUUAUAUCGUUAAAAGUAGAGUUUCUACCACCGAACACGACAUCGAAACUACAGCCCUUGGAUAUGGGAAUCAUUAAAAAUUUUAAGGUUAAAUACCGUACUGAAGUAGUAAACCAUGUGCUUCGACAAAUACAGGAAAAUCGUGCUGUAGUCCCAAUAAAUGUAUUAGAAGCUCUACAUUUCAUCAAGAAGGCAUGGGAUGAAGUGAGCCCUCGAACAAUUCAGAAUUGUUUUUCUGCAUGUGGAUUCGACGUGAUUACCACCGAUGAAUCAGACACAGCGCUGGAAAAUCCAGAAGAAGUGGAAAUUGAUGGAUGGGGAAUCCUUUCAUCUGUAUUUGAUGUGGAUGCAAACUUUAACGAAUUUGUGGAGGUGUAUUGUGAUCUACCGGUAUGCUUUCCACCUACAGAUGAAAGCAUCGUACGUGAAAUGUUAGGAAGGGAAGAAGAAGACGAUGCAGGUUUGGACAAUUUGGAGGACCCUGAAAUUGAGCCACCUACACCACCAACUGUUCAAGAAGCUAGACAAGCUAUCGAUACGAUCAGAUGUUUUCUGGAAAGUUCUGAAGAUAUCGAAUACGACAUUUUCAGGAAACUAAAUGAAAUAUCUUCGGUCGUUUCCAAAUUGGAAAAAAAACAGGCAUUGAUAUCAACUGGUCGUAAAAAUACGUCUGUAGUAAGAAAACGCUCCUAUGGGAGAUCAACUGUAAAUGCAAGAAAUUUCGUAAACGUUGGGGAUCAUUUACCCAUUCUGACAACUACUAGAAGAAGAUGCCGUAAUUGUACGCAGAAGAAGCUGGAAAAGAGAACCAAAACAAUGUGUUCUGGUUGUGAUAUUCCGCUGUGCAAUUUAUGUUUUUCUUCUUACCAUUCGUAA
Messenger RNA from Harmonia axyridis, 1728 nucleotides. Its product is annotated as tigger transposable element-derived protein 6-like. The record is from RefSeq and is a predicted model, not a curated record. Lineage: Eukaryota; Metazoa; Arthropoda; Insecta; Coleoptera; Coccinellidae. Gene Ontology annotation, cellular component: nucleus. The coding region runs from base 1 to 1728 and encodes 575 amino acids. Gene Ontology annotation, molecular function: DNA binding; zinc ion binding. The transcript is spliced from 2 exons.